Molecule: messenger RNA, 2573 nt
Organism: Drosophila teissieri
Lineage: Eukaryota; Metazoa; Arthropoda; Insecta; Diptera; Drosophilidae
Gene: Efhc1.1
Product: EF-hand domain-containing family member C2
Exons: 4
Coding region: 99-2474 (791 amino acids)
Biological process (GO): regulation of neuron projection development
Cellular component (GO): microtubule
Source: RefSeq, a predicted model, not a curated record
UUGAAUUUUCUUCAAUAGUGCUCUGUAUUACAUUUAGAGCAUACACCAAGCUACAAAAUAUAUCCAAAGCGAGAAGGUUGAAACAAAUAAAAUACACCAUGCUGCGCAUUCCUGGUAUGCCCCUUCUUCCGGGGACUCUCUUCCGCGAUGUAUCCAAGGGACAUUACCCCAAGCCGCAAUCGCUGGCCAAUGUCCAAGGACUCAGCAUGCUGAGUGAUCGCCAGCAACCGCCUCCUGUGGAAUCGGGCGGCGUUACGGUGGACAUCAGCUGUCCCCCCGUUGGGGCCUCCUCCAUAUAUCCACCCCGUUCGGGUCCCCGGAUGCCCCCAUGGCUGGCAUACGACAAGAAGGUGCUGUGCUUCUAUGCCUACUUCAAGCAGACCCUUCAGGAGGUCUACCAUGCGCCGUACCUGGUGCGCAAGGUCAAGAUCUACUACUAUCUGGAGGAUGGCACUUUGGAGAUCUACGAACCACGGGUGGACAACUCUGGGAUUGUGCAGGGAUGCGUGGUUCAUCGGCAGCGGGUUCAGAAGGCGCCUCCCUGCGAUAACGAGUUCAUGUCCCUAAUCGAUCUGAACGUGGAUCAGACUGUUCAGAUAUUCGAUCGACAAUAUCACAUCACCGGUUGCGAUCCGUUUACAAGGCAUUUUUUGAAUACACGGGGCAUCACUGUUCCCGAUCCGGUCAAAUCACCAUGCGAUCCCACGGAGGAGCAGAGAAAGCGUCAGAACCAACCGCGAUCCGGUAACCUAAUCCCGAAGAACCAUCCGUUUGCCCAGUUCCUCAAGUACGACAGGCAAAUACUCAAGUUUCAGGCGUACUGGGAUGAUAGAACCGAGUUCGGAGAUGUGCGCAAGCUGGAGCUGUGCUACUACCUCUCCGAUGACACCAUCGAAAUCAAGGAGCAACACAUUCGCAACUCAGGACGCGACGGGCCCACCGUUUUCCUCAAACGUGGACGCUUGGCUCGGGAAUUCGAAGGACUCCAGCUGCCAGGUCAGAUGACUCCGACGACGCUGCUGAAUGUGCUGGGCACCAACAUGCGCAACGUACGCUACUGCGUGGAUCCGCUGAACACCGGAAACAAGGAGAUCCAUUACUAUAGGGAAAAGGAUCUGCAGAUAGGCAGUGUGAUAAACGCCUAUGGUCGUGCGGUGGUGAUAACCGAACUGGAUCCCUUCACCCAGAACUACUACCGCCAGCGCUAUGGCAUACAGGACUUUACCCCACUGCCAAUCCCCGCCAGAGCCGAUGAUUGUGCCGAACACAGAUCCGAACGACAACUGCCACCUUACAAUGGAUGGGGUAGCUACGAGGAUUCGGUGGGCAAUUGCAUAUCGGUGGAACCGAAGCCGCCAAAGUCUGACUUCAAGAAGUUCAUCAAAUACGAUCGUUAUGUGCUCCGUUUUGGCGCCAAGAUGCUCUCGACCAUCAAGGCGAACUGCGAGCGAAUCUUCGUGAUCAGCUACUAUCUAUGUGACGAUACGCUGCAAAUCCAGGAGAUCGCCGUGCGGAACUCCGGAUUCCUUGGUGGCGAAUUCAUGAAGCGCACGCGAUUGGAGUUGCCCGGACAGGAGAGGUUCUCCUGCAAGCAGCCGCAAUACUACAUGCCGUGGAACUUCUUCAUCGGAUCGACCAUGUCGCUGAAGGACUUCAUCUUUCACAUUGUCUCGGCGGAUGAGUACACCCUGAUGUACAUGGAGCACCAUCAGGAGAGCUUCACCCAUGCAAAUGUGGGCCUCAUCAUGGAGAAGGUGAAGAGUGCCCUGCAGAAUCGCAUGGCGGAGUUUGUGGGAUCGUGUGUACCGGAUUGUACGGAUCUCGAGAAGAAGAGGGAUGUCUUUGUAUCCUUCGAGAGCUUCAAGGGCGCCCUCAUCGGCAUUAUGGGUAACCAGGUCAGUGAUCACGAGAUCGUCAGCCUCUGCCGGCACUUUUCCGCGGAGAAGAGUCAACCAAAUGCCUGCGAUCGAUCCACCGUGCGGGCGGCGGCUCAUCUGGAGCUGAAGAGAGCCCUGUGGAAUGCUCGGGAUGAUCUGAUGGAGCACUUCCAUCACAUCAACCCGACCAACCAGCCAUUCCUGCCCGAGUCCAAGGUGAGAUCGGCACUGCGGGGUUGUCGUCUGCCAUUCUCGCUGGAGCUGAUCGACAAUAUACUCUCGAUUUUGAAUCGGAACGAGUGCGAUGACAUCGAGGUGUGCGACCUGAUGAACUUCAUCGACGUAUCCUGCGGCAAGGGUUGCAACAUGCUGCCCGUGAACCACGCCUUCGAGCUGUGCCCCAAGAUCCCCUUCCUGAACAAGGGUCGUGUGGUGAACUUCACCUGCUUCCUGAGGGAACUGAAUCUGCCCCUCAACCUGCCAGCCGGCGGUGAGAAGAACCACGAUGCCAUGGGAGAGGGCAGGAUAAUGCCACCCUCGGCCAUGUCCGAUGCCGAUCUCCAGAAGAUGCACGAAGACGACGCACACGCGGCUUGAUUGGGAUGAGAUAGGUCUUUUGAGGUGCACACACUUAUUCCGUUCCAAAUUUUUGGUUGUAAUUGCUUCUUUCAGAUUCAAAAUAUAUGUUGAAGAAUU